Molecule: messenger RNA, 2750 nt
Organism: Equus quagga
Lineage: Eukaryota; Metazoa; Chordata; Mammalia; Perissodactyla; Equidae
Gene: KCNMB3
Product: potassium calcium-activated channel subfamily M regulatory beta subunit 3
Exons: 5
Coding region: 69-1670 (533 amino acids)
Biological process (GO): potassium ion transport; detection of calcium ion
Cellular component (GO): membrane; voltage-gated potassium channel complex
Molecular function (GO): potassium channel regulator activity; calcium-activated potassium channel activity
Source: RefSeq, a predicted model, not a curated record
UCCAAUUUAGCGUCAGUCUUUGUUGAAGUACCAUCGUUCUCUCUUCGCAAAGAGAGAAACUGCUUCAAAUGACUUGUGUCCCUAGGUUGUACAGAAAAACAAACCAAAAGGGGUUUUUAAGCACCCUAACGAGGGGCUUCGACGGCUGGCUGGAGACUGGGCGCCAGGACCGACGCCCACUGGCUGCCGCUGCGGCGAGAGCCCCGGGAUGCGCUGCCGCGGGUCCCGAUGCCGCGCGGCAGGGCCAGAGGCCAGCGUGGCACCGCCGGGCGUCCGGAGCCCAGCCGCCGCGGGACAUGCCGAUCGGAGGGGCCCGGGCCCAGCCGCCUCCACCCCCGCGCCAGGGCCGGCGACUAGCGGGGACUCGCCAGCCCGACUCCAAAGGCGCCAUGAGGGAAGCAGCAGCAGGGGCCGAGGCGAGCCCGCACCGAGGCGUCCUCCGCAGGGGUUGGGACUGCCCUCGGGAUGGGGGAGGGGACCGCCAUCCCGCCAUCACACGCAGGCAGGGUUUCGGUUUAAAAGCCGCCAUCCGCUCUUCACUGCCCUCUCCUGCUGCCAGCGGCGCCCGCGGCCCGCGCGUCGCGCACUCACCCGUCCCCGGGCCCGCCCGGCCAGCCAGACGCAGCUCCGAGGCGGCGGCCGCGGCGCCGGAGCGCGAGCGGAGGGACCGCGCGGCCCUGCCUGCGGGCACACGGCGGCGAGCGGCGCCGCUGCGGCCCUCGCGCUCCCGGGCGCUCCGCCGGGCCGGCCCCGCUCCCUCCCGCGCGCCCCACGCCCUGCCCGCCAGGCCCCAGGCCCCGGCUCGGCGGCUGCACUCACCGGCCCGCUCCGCGCCUGCGCCGCGCACCUCGGGGGCCCGCCGACAGGGCGGGGAGGUGACGAGGACAGCCUCUUCUGCCUCAGAGAGGAAGAGAAAGAUACACAAUGAUGGAGACCCACCAGAUGUGCACAAGAAGCUGCCGUCCAGUGCGGGAGAGGACCGAGCCAUGCUGCUGGGGUUUACAAUGAUGGGCUUCUCAGUCCUCAUGUUCUUCUUGCUUGGGAUAACCAUCCUAAAGCCUUUCAUGCUCAGCACUCAGAGAGAAGAAUCAAACUGCACCAUCAUCCACACGCAUAUCACAGAUGACUGGAUGGACUGUGGAUUCCCCUGCGGUGUGGACUGCCGAGGCCAGGGCAAGUACCCGUGUCUCCAGGUGUUGGUGAACCUCACCCAUUCAGGCCAGAAAGCUCUCCUACAUUAUAACGAAGAGGCUGUCCAGAUAAAUUCCAAGUGCUUUCAUACACCUAAGUGCCACUGGGAGAGGAAUGAUUUGCUCAGCAGGGCUCUGGACAUAAAGGAAUUCUUCGAUCACAAAAAUGGGACCCCCUUUUCGUGCUUCUACAUUCCAGCCAGCCAAUCCAAAGAUGUCAUUCUCAUAAAAAAGUACGACCAAAUGGUUAUCUUCCACUGUUUAUUUUGGCCUUCACUGACUCUACUAGGUGGCGCCCUGAUUGUUGGCAUGGUGAGGUUAACACAGCACCUGUCCCUACUCUGUGAAAAAUACAGCGCUGCGCUCAGAGAUGAGGCAGGUGGCCAAGUACCUCAUAUGGGACAGCAUCCAUUCAAACUGUGGAGUGCGGGGAGGAGCAAGGGAAGGAGCAGAGAAGUCUUAAGAUGGGGACCAAAUUAAAGUCCUGGCCUUCACAUACCUGCAGUUUCUGCACUUGAGCACAUAGUUACAGCUGCUUGCAAACUGACCACGUAGAGGCAAUUAAAGUUAAGUAUGAUAUUUCAUGUGGGAAAGAAAUUUUUAAAAACCCCCUUAUUGUGUAUUCUAUUUAUUCUAUAAAUAAAUACAAAUUCACUGUCUUUUCUACUCCAAAGCUCUUUCUACAGGAACCAAGGAAGCAUUUUUUUUGUUCCUUUGUGGCAAAAUGAACUCAAGAUAGUUGCGCUUUGUCUAAUUUCAGCUCUAGCUAGAACGUGUCACUGUGGAAAUGAACGUUGAGGGUAUCUAACCUAUGGAGCCCUGAACAACUAGCCUAGUUCUAUGCAAUGUAGUUCACAUGAAGGCAUUUCUCCAAAACAUUCUUAGUGAAGAACAGUUCAUUCACCAAAGGAAGAUAAUAAUCUGGUAAUUUCAGAAAUGUGGACCUACCAUUCUCCUUCAUUCAUGAUAAAGGAAGGAAGCCACUGCCUAGAAAAUUCACUAAGCUUAGAGUUAUUUGUACUUAACCUUGUCAUGUACCAGUAAUUUUUCUUUCAGCAACAUUUUUCUAGUUAAUUAUGCUUUCCGUAAGCUCAUUUUAUUCUUUGUGCAUGUUCUGGUGGGAGUGGGAGAGAUGGCUAGAAAUGUGCGAAGUAGGGAGAAGCUGUAGUGGAUGGAAUUUAACCUGCAUCUCAGAUAAUCCACAUCGCAGAGAAGUCCCACAAGGAUCGUCAGCAAUUAUCUGUAAUCAAUGAAUCAGCCAAGGUUAUGAAAUAAUGAACGUCACAAGACUUUUCCAACAAAUGAUUUCCAGAUUAAGCUGAACAUAUGAGGUGAAAACAGAGUUUGUUCUGAAAACCAAUGUGCCUCAAAGUAUGUUUAAAAUUGUACUAAAAAAUCGUACAUCGUGGGCAAUAGACAGACUUUUGAAGCAACUUUUAUAUGUAAUCAAAACAGAAACUUUGAUUCCAAGUCAAUUUAAUGCCUUUAGCAAUUAAUUUUGUCACAAAUUACUUAAACUGAAUAAUUAAACAGAGCGAUAUUGACUCAAGUAGUAAUGAA